Messenger RNA from Lemur catta (Ring-tailed lemur), 2794 nucleotides. It is a transcript of the gene PLEKHA4, whose product is annotated as pleckstrin homology domain containing A4. The record is from RefSeq and is a predicted model, not a curated record. Lineage: Eukaryota; Metazoa; Chordata; Mammalia; Primates; Lemuridae.
AAGAGAGAAAGUAAGAAAGAAAGUCCAAAAGAGCGAGGGGAGGAAACAGCAGACGUGGAGAGCCAGAGAGAGAGAGAAAGUGGAAGGGAUUGAAUGUGAAGAGGGGGAGAGACAGAGAGUGAGAGGGAGUUAGCAUAAGAGACAGGAGACAAAGAGACCAACGGAGAGUGCCAGUGAGCAGGUGAGAAGACACUGAGAAGUAUGAGAGACAGCACCUAAGGGACUAAGGAGGUGGGAGACUGUCCUCUUACCCCCUGUCAUUGGGACCCCAGAGCUGGCCCUUGAUGGAGGAGGGCAGACCUCGGAGCAGCCUCAGCCUGGCCAGCAGCGCCUCGACCAUCUCAUCACUCAGCAGCCUGAGUGCCAAGAAGCCCACUCGGGCGGUAAACAAGGUCCAUGCCUUUGGGAAGAGGGGCAAUGCACUCCGAAGGGACCCCAACCUCCCUGUGCACAUCCGAGGCUGGCUUCAUAAGCAGGACAGCUCCGGGCUCCGGCUCUGGAAACGCCGCUGGUUCGUCCUUUCUGGCCAUUGCCUCUUCUAUUACAAGGACAGCCGCGAGGAGAGUGUCCUGGGCAGCGUCCUGCUCCCCAGCUACAGUAUUAGGCCAGAUGGGCCAGGAGCCCCCCGAGGGCGGCGCUUCACCUUCACCGCAGAGCACCCGGGCAUGAGGACCUACGUUUUGGCCGCUGACACGUUAGAGGACCUGCGGGGCUGGCUGCGGGCGCUGGGCCGGGCCUCCCGCGCGGAGGGGGACGAUGGUGGGCAGCCCAGGUCACCCGCGCGUCCCCAGCCUGGGGAGGGCCCUGGCGGCCCCGGGGGUCCUCCGGAAGUGAGCAGAGGGGAGGAGGGGCGCAUCUCAGAAUCACCGGAGCUGGCCCGACUCUCCAGAGGCCGUGGCAGACGCGGGCUGCUCGCUCCCAGCCCCACAGCCGACCUCCAGUCUGGACUCCGGGUUCAGAGGGCCAGGAGCCCAGACCUGUUCACACCCCUCUCGCGCCCUCCCUCCCCUCUGAGCCUCCCCCGACCCCGUUCUGCACCUGCGCGGCGACCCCCUCCUUCCUCAGGAGACACAGCACCCCCUGCCCGACCUCACACCCCCCUGAGUCGCAUUGAUGUCCGGCCUCCUCUGGAUUGGGGCCCCCAACGCCAGACCCUCUCCCGGCCUCCCACUCCCCGCCGAGGACCUUCCUCUGAGGCCGGGGUAGGAAGGCCCCCCAGGAGCCCCCAGCCCUGGAGUCUGGAGCCCAGAACACAGGUACCCUCGGGUUCCUCCACUUAUCUCCAGCUGCCCCCGCGGCCCCCUGCAACCCAGGCCUCCAUGGUUUUAUUGCCUGCUCCUCCCCUGGAGUCAACCUUCCACCAAAGCUUGGAGACAGAUACUCUGCUGACCAAGUUGUGUGGACAGGACCGACUCCUGAGGAGGCUACAGGAGGAGAUAGACCAGAGGCAGGAGGAGAAGGAACAGCUAGAAGCAGCCCUGGAGUUGACCCGGCAGCAGCUGGGCCAGGCAACCAGGGAGGCUGGGGCUCCAGGGAGGGCCUGGGGUCGCCAGCGCCUCCUGCAGGACCGACUGGUCAGUGUGAGGGCCACCCUUUGUCACCUGACUCAGGAGCGAGAGCGGGUUUGGGACACGUACAGAGGCCUGGAGCAGGAGCUGGGCACCUUAAGAGAGACCCUCGAGUACCUGCUGCACCUCGGGUCUCCCCAGGACAGAGCAUCUGCUCAGCAGCAGCUGUGGAUGGUAGAAGACACACUGGCAGGUCUGGGUGGCACCCAGAAACCGCCCCCCCACACUGAGCCUGAGCCCCCCUCUCCUGCGCUCCACGGCGAGGAGUCCUCAGAGAGGGAGAGCCUGCCUGAGUCCUUGGAACUGAGCUCCCGUCGGUCCCCUGAGGCUGAUUGGGGGCGGCCCCCUGGGGGCGACAAAGACCUCGCCAGCCCUCACUCAGGUCUUGGGUCUCCGAGGGUCUCCCGGGCUUCUAGUCCUGAAGGACGCCACCUCCCUUCCCCGCAGCUGGGAACCAAGGCCCCCGUGGCCCGGCCCCGGAUGAGUGCUCAGGAGCAGUUGGAGCGCAUGCGCAGAAACCAGGAAUGCGGACGGCCUCUCCCUCGCCCAGCCUCCCCUCGGCUGCUCACCCUGGGGAGGACACUGUCCCCAGCCAGACACCAGCCUGAAUUGGAGCAAAGGCCUGUGCUGGGGCACUCAGGAGCCCAGAAAUGGCUCAGAAGCUCCGGGUCCUGGAGUAGUCCGAGGAACGCCACCCCUUACUUACCGACGUCCGGAGGCCACCGGGAGCGGGUCCUCAGCCUCUCCCAAGCCCUGGCCACUGAGGCGUCGCAGUGGCACAGAAUGAUGACAGGUGGGAAUUUGGACUCCCAGGGAGACCCUGUCCCCCCUGAGCCACCGCCUCAGUCGGAUCCCAUGACCCAGGAGGCGCCUCCGAGAUCUCCUCCGGUGGCUGAUUCCGGUACCGGGUUCUCACGUGGACGUAGUGGGCGUGGCGGAGGCCCCACCCCCUGGGAGCGCACGUGGGAUUCCGGGACCUCCCCUCCGGUCCCGACCCAGGAUGAGGGGGCGUGGCCCCUGCGAGUCACUCUGCUGCAGUCCAGCUUCUAACCUGCCAAACGGGGCAGCCAAUCGGAGAGGGGGGCGUGGCCUGGAGAUGCCUCUCUGGGCAUCUGGGGGAGUGGUCUGGUCCCCACAUCCGAGGCCUGGGAGGGGAGUGGUUUCCAUGUCUAAAAUUUGGUUUUCCCAACACUGUCCAAAUCUGGAUUAAAAGUUUUGACUCUUUA